UGUCAAAUGUCAAAUGAAAAGGUUGAGAGUGAGGUUAUAAAUUAAAAUUUAAGUUUCAAAGAACUUGCAAAGAACCAAGCAUAAAUAUACUAAAUUACAGCUUUUGUGAAAUUUUGUGCAAAUAACUACAUCACUAUAAAAUAAAUUAAACCCUUAUAGCCUUGUGAAACAUCACCAUUUCUUCAAAAAAGAAAAUGGAAUUCAAUGUAUCUUUUUUAGCGGGUUUGGGAUGCGGUUUAUGUAUCGGUAUAUCUUUCUUUGCUAUAAAAAGAUAUUUGGGAUCAUUCAAAGAGACCGCAGAUACAAUAAAAAAGUUUGCUUCAAGAUCAGAAUACAAAUUAGUGCUUGUAGUUAGAACAGACUUGGGCAUGAGUAAAGGCAAAAUUGCAGCCCAAUGUGGUCACGCUGCCGUGGGAGCUUUCGAGAAGGCAUUACAGAGAGAUCCAGAGGGUCUUAGGUGUUGGCAAGCCACCGGUCAAGCCAAGGUUGCAGUGAAAACAGACUCGGUAGAUGAUAUGAAACAAAUUGCAGAUAAUGCAAAGAAAAUGGGAAUCAUAACAUCUAUGAUAAGAGACGCAGGCCGGACACAGAUUGCUCCAAAUUCAAUAACAGUGUUGGGUGUCGGACCAGCACCUAAGGAUGUGGUGGAUAAAGUGACUGGACAUUCGAAAUUAUUGUAAACAUGCGCCUUAGCUCUUGUGUAACAAGAUGAUGUUAAAUUGCAAGAAUCGUGCAUUUAAUAUAAUUUUAUUGUGUUCCUUGCAUUUUGAAUGCAUCAUUCUUCAUAAGUUUGUUGUAAAUACGUACUGUUAUACUUUAUCUGCUACUUCAUAUUAUAAGGUAUAACUAUUGA
Messenger RNA from Colias croceus (clouded yellow), 853 nucleotides. Its product is annotated as peptidyl-tRNA hydrolase 2, mitochondrial. The record is from RefSeq and is a predicted model, not a curated record. The transcript is spliced from 3 exons. The coding region runs from base 195 to 680 and encodes 161 amino acids. Gene Ontology annotation, molecular function: peptidyl-tRNA hydrolase activity. Gene Ontology annotation, cellular component: mitochondrion; cytosol. Lineage: Eukaryota; Metazoa; Arthropoda; Insecta; Lepidoptera; Pieridae.